AUGGAGUCCGAUACCGGACAAUUAAAGGGCCGUCCGCCCGAUAAAAAUCCUCUGACAUGUUCGGAAAUUGGCGUGACUGUUGCAAAUGCAAUGAAUGUGUACUAUGUCGGAAAUGAAAAUAAUACAGAUUUACGUAAUUCAAAUAAUGAGGAGAGCAUAAUAAGAAGUGAACAUAUUCCAAUGCAAAUUAAUAGUGCUGAAACGGUGAUUGAAAAGUCAAUUCGAAUCGAAGAUUCGAUUAAUAUGGAUAAUGUGUGUGACAGAAGCAAUGAAGCACAAAAUAUUGCAAUGACUGAGCAAGUACCUAGUGAUGAGAAUUCUAAUCGAAUUAACGUUGAUGAAAUUCAUCUACCGAAUCGUUUUGAUAUGUGCGAUACUGGACCUUUUUACAUUUACGUAGAAUCUUUAAGUAAAAACAUUGGACGUUUACACCCAAUGGCUCUCGGAAAAUUACUACACAGAUCACGAUCGAUUCCGAAAGAAGAUUUGUUGGAGAUUAUCGUGAUUGGUAACAAUAAAGUCAAACUAGUUCUUAGGAACGGUAAAACAGCUAAUAGCCUUCUUGACGAUAGUUUUUUUACUGAUAAUAAAUUGAAAGCUUACAUCCCUAAAUACCUAUUAAUUAGGGAAGCAAAAAAAAUCUUUGAUAACGAUAAAUACUCGAGAACAGUUAGAGUCAACCUUAGCAGCUUGAAUAAAGAUAAAGAUUUCCCUCCAAUGAAAAUCAAGAACUCUAACCAGAGUGGGGCUUUAAUAAACAAUAAAUUCAUGGUUCUAUCGGACCUGGAAGAGGAGGAAGACCAAGGUAAUAUUGCAAACUUCCAGACAUUUAAUAAACCUAAAAGGAUUCAUGUUCCACCCUCAACCAAGAGAGAAAAGAAUGGGGCUGUAAUCGGACAUAGCAUAAAACCUGUUUAUAAAGAAAAUAUGGCUGACAAGGGAAAUUUUAUAAACCCUAGAAAAAGACUAAAAAACAAAUCAGACUCUGAUUCUGAAAAUGAAGUGAGGAAUAACAAUAGGAAAAGUGAAGAUCCUAACACAUCAGGUGGCCUAUAUCAUUUCAUUAGGCUGCUAAAGGACGUCUAUAAUCCAAAUGAUCCCGUAUUGAAAAAUUUAUCAAUGUUAGCAAACAAGAGUAGUAUAGAACAUUAUAUGUGGUCUCAUAAAAUUCAUGUGGCAGGUCUGUCUGAAACCUGGCUUAAAGAAGGUCACAAAUAUUUUGUCAAAGGUUAUCGGAUUUUCCGAGAAGACAGAGUUGACGGUUAUGGCGGUACUGCCAUUCUAGUCAAAGACAACAUAUUAUGCGAGAAAAUUAACCACCCAUUUCAGUGCCAUCUUAUCCAAAUGUGUGCAGUGAUUUUAAAAUUAGAAAACCCGGUAUGUGUUAUUUCAAUCUAUUGUGCGCCGAACUCUAAGGAAAAUUUCAAGAACAUUAAAGAUUUAAUUGAAACUAUCUCCAUGCCAAUACUCAUAAUAGGGGAUUUUAACUGCAAAAAUUUAGCUUGGGGUAGUGCCUCCAUUGACAGAGGAGGCGAGAUUCUAUACAACAUAAUUGAAGACCUAAACCUCACCAUAAUGAAUGAUGAAAGACCAACCACUAUCGGCACGGCAAGUAGGAAAGGUACGCCAAUAGAUCUUACUUUUUGUUCCAAUAAUCUAUAUGACAAAAUCCAGUGGGACAUUUAUGCGGGCAGCUUAGGAUCUGACCAUUUGCCAAUUAACAUUACAUUUAAAACUAACUUUGAUGUAAAAGAUUAUAUAUAUCCCUCCAGAAAAUGGAAUACCAAAGAGGCCAAUUGGAAGAAUUACGCAUGGGAAAUAGAAGAUAAGUUGAAAAAAGUGGUACUCCAUGAGGAUCAUAAGUCAAAAUAUGAUGCCAUUAUCGAGAUCAUAAACGAAGCAGCUGGUAAACACUUCAAGGAACGUAAAACAGUGGCAAUUAAGCAAUUUAAACCCGCUAUCUGGUGGGACGAAGAAUGUGAAAACCAGAUCAGAAACUCAUCUAAGCCUCCAGUCGCUAGCUCAUUCUUCGAAGACAUGCUAAAAAUGUUCGUUCCAGACUUGGUCUCCAAUGAAAUCAAUCUGAAUUUUGCAAAUAAUCUCGGAAGAGAUCCCGAUGACUUAAUUUCUCCUAUCAGACUAUAUGAAUUUGAUAAAAUAUUAAAAAAUAAAAAAGACAGCGUGCCAGGAAUGAAUAAUAUCUCAUACAUUAUGUUAAAGAAGAGCCCCAUAGCAUUAAAAUGUCUAAUCAUAGAGGUAUUCAAUUCAAUUCUUUCUACAUGCUGGAUUCCAGAGGAUUGGAAAAAAAUUAUAAUUAUUCCCAUCUUGAAACCGAAUAAAGACCCUUUGAAGAUAGAAUCCUAUCGACCAAUUUCAUUAUUAUCUUGUUUGAAUAAGACAUUUGAAGCCAUCAUCAAGAAUAGAUUGGAAUGGUAUAUAGAAAACAAGUCUCUCUUCAAUCAAAACCAAUUUGGAUUUAGACGAGGUCAAGGCACAAGUGAUCUGUUAAGUACCUUAUCUAAUGACAUUCAUAUAUCUAAUUCGAAUAAUAGAUUCCUCCUAUUAUUAGCGACGGAUAUACAUAAGGCUUACGAUAAUGUUGAUCAUGGCAUUUUACUGAACAAACUUAAGAAAUUGAACAUUCCUUCUAAUAUUAUGAAAGUGAUAAUUCUUCUACUAACCAAUAGGUUGCUAUAUGUAAAAAAUAAAAAUAAAUUAACAGGUCCCAGAGUAGCUCUUACAGGCUUACCACAAGGUUCUAUAUUGAGUCCGUUAUUAUUUAAUAUUUAUAUGUCGGACUUUACUGAAGUUACCCAAGACGAUGUUAAGAAACUACAAUAUGCUGAUGAUUUAUUUUUAUACAUUUCUUGCAACACACUUGAGGAAUGCAUUCACAAAAUGAAGUCGUCGAUCACAGGUGUCUCAGAAUGGAUGAGGUCCAACCACCUGAACCUUUCCUUGGUCAAAACAAAGGGUAUUUUGUUCACCAGGCAUAGAAAAUUCCUUUACCCUCAAGAAAUCAAUAUGGGGAAUUGGAUCUGUAAAAUAUACGAUAGUGUGAAAAUUUUAGGGGUUACCUUUGAUAAAAAGAUGACCUUCCGGGUGCACGUUGAAGAGGUGAUCAAAAAAUGUGAAACAGGUAAGAAUAUCAUUAGAAGAUUGGUUGGAACUGACUGGGGAGCCCACCCAAGUUCAUGUUUAGCUAUCUACAAAUCCAUAAUUAGAUCACAUAUUGAUUAUGGAUACUUCAUUUAUGGAGGAAUCUCAACCAAUAUACAAGGAUUACUAGAUAAAGCUCAACUUUCGGCUUUAAGACUGUGCUUGGGAGCUAUGAGGUCAACGCCUCGCAUUGCCAUUUUAGCGGAAGCCGGGGAAGCCCCAUUAAACAUUAGGAAACGAAUACUAACUAAUAGAUUUCUAAUUAAAAAAUUCAACUCGGAUUCUGAACGAAUCCCGAAACAAUUGGAACAUUUAGCUGUUUUACAUUUUAGGGUAAACUAUUGGAAAAAUAGACCGACACCUCCAUUAAUAACUGGAUUUUAUAAUUUGAAACCUCUAGAAGAUCGAAUAAUUACAAAUAACAAACUACCAUAUCAUAGUCAUUCUUGGAAUUACUCAUUUCCUAAGAAAUAUAUAGUCUUGAAUGAUUUUAAUUAUAUGACUCAUCAUUCCAAUAAAAGUAUAAUAAACAGGGAGUUUGAGAAUUGGUUAGACACGAAAUGGAAAGAUUUCACUGUUAUCUACACUGACGGUUCCAAGUUAGAAAAUAAAGUGGGGUGUGCUGUCUAUGUACCUAAUAGAGAGAAAAAUUUACAAUUUAAUUUACCGGAUUUUGCCUCAGUCUUUUCGGCAGAACUUACAGGUAUCAAUGCUGCUUUAGACUUUGUUAUACAAGAAAAGAUUCCAAAAACCUUAAUCCUAACAGAUAGUAAAUCCGCACUUCUGGCUCUAAACCAUCCUAAAGAAAAUUGCAAUGAUUUAAUUUUUGACACCAUCCAUAAAAUAGAAAGCGUCUUAGAAAAUAAAAACACGAUUAAAUUAGUAUGGAUAAAAGGGCACUCCAAUAUUCAUGGAAACGAAUAUGUGGAUGGUCUUGCAAAAGAAGCCUGUUUAUUAAAUUUUCCUUCAAGAAAGGCUCCUGCGUCUGACCUAAAAAGCUGGUUGACGCCUAUCGGAACGACCAUUUUCCAAGGUAUCUUAGCCAAAGAUGCUGACGCCGGUGUCAAUGGGCUGGUGGAAUAUUUCAUCGAAAUGGGCGAUGGAAGCGGUUUGGGCCCUGAUUCUGGUGUCGGAAACACUAGAAUUACAUCAGCUGAUGGAUAUGGCUACUUUUCUAUCAAUUUGCCUCAUCAAGGACAAGUAACGGUUAACAGGACCCUGGACUAUGAGCGGACUCAACGAUACCUUCUUACUUUGGUCGCAUCGGAUCGUGCAAGAAAUGCUAGUGAACGUAUGACUGCCACAACCACUCUUACGAUUAACAUACAAGAUGCGGACGAUCAGGAUCCAUCCUUUAUUUACCAGGGUUGUGUAUUACUGGACGGUGCUUGUAUUAACCCCGAAUAUACUGCCACGGUCUCGAGCGGAGUUUUAUCUGGAAUUCUUCUGAUAUCACCUGAGAAAAUCCAGGCGGUGGAUAUGGACACACUUCAAGCCCCCAUUCGAUAUUCUUUUUUGAGUGGAACACCUGCUGAUUGGGGCGAAUAUUUUGAAAUACACCCGAACACAGGAGCUGUGCGUCAAAUCAAGGCUAUUGACACAGUUGAACCCAAGAGAUAUGAAUUGAUCGUGAAGGCGCAGGAAGUGUCAGAAGCACAAAGGUUUGCGACGGCUAAAUUAGCGAUAGAGGUAAAACCAGUAGACGCGAACCCACCUGUAAUUAACGCGACCGCCGUCGAAGGAUACGUUAAUGAAAAUGCUCCCGUCGGAACCAAGGUUGUCGAUGAAAAUGGAGAUCCCGUUACACUCACUGUCACAGAUGAAGACCUGGGACCUGACAAUCCUAAGCCCAUGUACACAUUCGAGUUAACAACACCAUUUUUCGAAAUCGACAAGAACGGUGUUCUUGUGGUAAAUGAAGAAAAUCUAGAUCGCGAUCCUCCAAGUCCCGGAAACUUCAAAUUUCAGGUAGUUGCGAGAGAAACCUUUGGAAAUGCAGCUAGUGCACCAUUAUCGUUGUCGGUUAAUUUAAUUGAUGUAAAUGAUAAUGCUCCAAAACUUCCAAUGCUAGCUCCGAUCUCGAUUCCAGCUGGUGAAAGUAAACGUGAAGUUGCCCAGAUUAAAGCAACUGAUAAUGAUAUAGGAGAAAACGCUAUAGUUACAUACAGCAUCUACCAUGUAUCCAAUAAUGGUGCAAACAAGUUUAAAAUAGAUCCCGAUACAGGAAUUAUAGAGACUACGGGAAAAUUAAGUGCUGGUGAGCAAUAUAGCAUAACAGUACAGGCAUCUGAUCGAGGUGGUCUGCACAGUCAGUCGAUUGUGGAAGUGUCUGUGGCUCCUGGACCAAACACCAGGCCGCCCGUAUUUACCAGGCCUGUGUGGGAGGUGCAGGUUAGCGAAGGCGCUGAAAUUAUGUCCACAGUCACCACGAUAACGGCAAAGGAUCCUGAAGAUGAUCCAGUAGCAUAUUCCAUUAUAUCCGGAAAUGAUCUUAGACAAUUUUCUAUUGGUUCAAAUUCUGGAGUCAUUACCGUAAUAAGAAAGCUCGACAGGGAAGAUCUGACACGAUAUCAACUCUUAAUCAAGGCCGAAGAUCCGGGAAAGUUGUCGAGCACGGCAACUGUAAACAUCAAAGUGACUGACAUAAACGACAAAAACCCGGAGUUUGAUGAAUCAUCCUUGCCUUAUACUUUUAAAGUCAAAGAAGGAUUAGUCAAUGCGACCGUCGGAAGAGUUCAUGCAACGGAUGCCGAUGAAGGAGUCAAUGCGGAAAUAUCCUAUUCACUACCGGGUGACAUACCAUUCAUGAUUGAUGAAAAAACCGGUGAGAUAAGAACGAAAAUAGCUCUCGACUACGAAACCCAGAAGGAAUACCAAUUUACUGUGACCGCCAGAGAUGGUGCUCCGGACCCACGUUUGGCCACUGCCUCGGUUACCGUCAGCGUUUUGGAUCUACCUGACGAACUACCAAUUUUCAAACAAACUGAAUAUACGGCUGUUGUUGCUGAAAAUUUACCAAAUCAUCUAGUGGCCACAGUUCAUGCUGAAGAUCCGGACACCAAGAAAGAAAUAACAUACACCAUAAGACAGGGUCCUGCCGAAUUAUUCACCAUAGACCCUGUCACAGGAGACAUACGAACAACUCGCGGAUUGGACUAUGAAGAAGACACCAGCUACGAACUGAUCGUAGGGACUGUGGAAAACAAGGGAAAUUCUCCGGGUGCAACGGCACGAAUAUUCGUUACUGUGGAGGAUGUGAACGAUAUUCCACCAGUAUUCAGUACCAUACCCGAUGUUCAAGUUUUGAACGACAACUCACCAAUAGGACUUUUGGUGACGACUCUUCGAGCUACUGAUGGAGACAGCACGUCUCCUAAUAACAAAGUUCGCUUUGAAUUAAUAGGGCGUGGACAAGCUGCCAAAUAUUUUGUACUGGACCCAUAUAGUGGGGCUUUACGAGUACGCGAUGACCUCAGUAAAAGUGCCGAGGAUCAAUAUUAUAUCGACGUCAAGGUUUAUGAUUUGGGAGAGCCGCAACUUUCCAGCUCGAUGACACUAUCAGUAGAGAUAAAUCGUGUUGGAAGUGAGACCACAGAACCUGGUGCUGGUUUUGCAGACGACACAUUUUCAGUAGAAGUCGAGGAAGAUACGCCACCAAGAUCAUUUUUGAAAAGGUUGUCAGUUAUUGGAGCCAGACAGACCGAUGAUGAGACACCCGUUACUUGUCGAAUACAGAAAGGAAAUGAAUUGGGAUUGUUCUACAUCAAUGCGACGGACAGUCAGACAUGUUCUUUAUAUACCAACGAAACCGAAUUGGACUACGAGACCGCAAAGGAGCACAUCCUGCAUGUCGUAAUGGAAUCACGUGUAGUCAAGAUCAAUCCAGCGAAGAAAACUUGUAUUGUUAAAGUUUUGGUGACUGAUGAAAAUGAUAACAAACCGACGUUUAUGUAUCCGGAAAAAGGUCCAAAGUAUUACGCAGCCAUCCCUAAUGAUUCACCUUGGGACACCUCAGUAUUACACGUGCAGGCUACGGAUAAAGACAGCGGCCAGUAUGGUAAAAUCGAGUACGACUUAUUGCAAAACGAUAUCGCUGAUCAGUUUUUUGCAAUUGAUAAAUUAACUGGAUUAAUCAAAACACAGAAGACAUUUGAAGAUGUAUCAGAUAAUGACUUACCAUUCAGGUUUGUUAUCCAAGCCAGAGAUAACCCAGGAGAAACCAGUAACUACAACAAAGCCGAAGCAAAAGUAGUGGUCAACUUGAUAUCAGAUAAGAAUCGCAUGAUAUUAGUGUUUGCUGAUGCCAGGCCGGAUGCCAUGCGCGGAAAAGAAGCAUUAAUCGCCGCAGCAAUGCGGGAUCAAUCAGGCCUAAUGGUGGCGGUGGAAAAAUUGGCAGCACGACAACAUAUUGUCGAUGGAGUUUUGGAAACGGAUCCAACUGCUACAGAUGUAUGGUUUUAUGCUGUCGAUCCCCACACCGAUCGUAUUUUGGAGAGAAACUCUAGCAGAAUUCAAAGGUCAAUCUUGGAGGCCCGAGCACAAUCUAAUUUAACGUUUUUGGUAUCUGGCGUUGCUCAGGCUACGGCCAAAGAAAUUCACGACCCAGUGUCUCCUAAUCCGCGGGUUGUGACUGCUAUUGCCGUUGGAUCUCAACUAUUUCCCUACGCCCUUAUUACUGUGGCUUGCGUUAUUUUUGUACUGGGAGUUGCUGGUAUAAUUUAUAUAUGCGUUUCGUGGAACAAAUACAAGAAUUUCAAGCAACGAAUGCAGCGCCAAUAUACUGCGCCGUCAAGUCCUACGCGCUACGACCAAGUUGGCAGUGGCGGUGGAGGCAGUGCAAUUGGCGGUACCAACACGUUGGAUGCAAGUCUAAAGGAAUAUGAAACUCAAGUAUUGAACAUGACUGUUCCACAGGACGACAACGAUAGUUACAGCAAUUUGCAAAUAGACUUUACUACGAAGAAUCAUGCUUUCAGUUUGGACAACGUCAGCUACAUCACUAAAGAUAACGGCAAUACUACUUGCCAACAAAGUCCAGCCAGCUCCGAAGCGGCAACGACGGCGCGCGCUUCAAGUGUAAUUGGCCAUCACAUGAAUACAAUCAACAGAAGCACCCUAAAUAGGAAUAAGAACCACUUGGCGGAUAACAUGAAUACGUUGAAUAAAAAUGCAAGAAACUCUACCCAUCAUAUGCCUUACGAAAAUUCACACGAUUUGCCGACAAUGAAUUCCAUGUACCAAGGAGACGACCACAUUCCUAAUGCGAGCAGCACUAAUGACAAUGUAACAUUUGGAAAACGAGAGUACGGGCACAUGGCUUAUUCUUACAUGAACGACAGGUCACCUGUCGAAACCACCACAGAGCUGUAG
Messenger RNA from Ctenocephalides felis (cat flea), 8529 nucleotides. Its product is annotated as cadherin-99C-like. Gene Ontology annotation, biological process: homophilic cell-cell adhesion. Lineage: Eukaryota; Metazoa; Arthropoda; Insecta; Siphonaptera; Pulicidae. Gene Ontology annotation, cellular component: plasma membrane; catenin complex. The record is from RefSeq and is a predicted model, not a curated record. Gene Ontology annotation, molecular function: cadherin binding; RNA-DNA hybrid ribonuclease activity; nucleic acid binding.